Molecule: messenger RNA, 1004 nt
Organism: Zymoseptoria tritici IPO323
Lineage: Eukaryota; Fungi; Ascomycota; Dothideomycetes; Mycosphaerellales; Mycosphaerellaceae
Exons: 1
Coding region: 39-1004 (321 amino acids)
Biological process (GO): protein localization to kinetochore; kinetochore assembly; mitotic sister chromatid segregation
Cellular component (GO): nucleus; chromosome, centromeric region
Source: RefSeq, a predicted model, not a curated record
UCCCGAGAGCAUCAACGCCGGCACAUGCAAUCGCUAUCAUGGCAGCGAGCACUCAGACGACGACUGCGCUGCUGACAGAGCACUUCCGCUACACUCCACUGACCCUUCUGGACGAUAUCAUCAAUACCGUGAACGAACUCGUCUUCCGCGCGGUGAAUGCGAUCGAAGAAGGAUUUGGAGGGACAACAGCAGAACAGCUCGGCUUCACAUUGGACGAUAGUGUCGCCAAAGCUUUGCCCAGUGAAGCUGCUAGACGAGAUGCGCUUGCAGAGUUGAAGCAAAAUGAGAUUGACAAUGGCAUCGUGAAGCUGGAGAGUUUGCUGAACGCGACGGUGGACAAGGACUUUGACAAAUUCGAGAUCUACACGCUGCGAAACAUUCUCGCUGUCGGACACGAUGAGGAGGAUUUGGCGAACUGGGUACGACUGGACCACUAUCAAGGCGUAGACAUCGCCGGCGCGGAGAACGUCCCGUCGCCUGAGGAAGUCCAGCUUCAGCGGCGCAAGCUCAACGAGACCGCGAAACUGAACACGAUGCUCAAGGCAGAGGAAGCGAAGAAUGCCGCGAUUCUGUCACAACUGACAACGCUGAUCGGAGCCGAAGCGAAGUCGCAAGAAGGCGACGAGAGCGAAUCACCCUUCGCAUUCCUCAACUCUUCCGCCCAAACUGCCAACGCACAGCAACUCACCCAGGAUACGCAAUACGCUGUGAACCAGAUUCCAGCAUUACGCCGACUUUUGGACCAAUUGAAAGAUGCGAUGCGGACGAUACCUAAUACACGGCAAAUGCGACUUGACGAUGAAGACUCCAUUGAGGGCAGGAGAAGGAGAUAUCUACACAAUCAAAGCAGGAGGGCUCUGGAGAGGAAGGGCAUCGAUGUGGAGGCUUCUGCUGGUGCCUCGAUCGCUACUGGGAGGAAAGUGGGCCGCGAUGAGCUGGAGGGUAUCGAGGCUGUUGCGCAGGCGCUUGCAGGGGCUGAGAAUGGAAGGUCUGGUGGUGCGUGA